UCUAAGAGCAAAGGGUGGAAUCUAUGAUGCGACUGCGUGCCUAGAGAGAUGGUGAGGAGGCCCGGGCGGAAGUGGAGGCUACAUCCGCCGCCUGGAGAGAGGAAUCCCGGAUGUUUGGGGGACCCGGAGUGCGGUAAGGCGAUCGGGAAGGUGGGACGCAUUAAUGCUGGCUUCUGAAGAAUGUUUGUUCCAAGAUCUCUGAAAGUCAAGCGGAGUGCAGCUGAUUCAGAGACCUGCGUAGCUAAAAAGAAUAAGCCCUCUUCAGAUGAGUCCUCGUUUGAAAAGGUUACAGAGCUCAGAGAGGCCAAGUUGGAUAUAAGAGAUGUAUCAGCUACAGAAACGAAUGUAUUCAAACCAGUAGAAGGGUACACUGAGCCACAGAUCUCCGAAUCGUCUCCGGCAAAGGCCGACGAAGAGAACUGUUCUCUUGUGGAAGAGCCCAUAAAAUCGUUCUGUAAAAACCAACGCUGGCCACAGCCUGGGGAACCUGUAUGUGUGGUCUGUGGCCGCUAUGGGGAGUAUAUCUGCGACAAGACGGACGAAGACGUUUGCAGCUUGGAGUGUAAAGCCAAACACCUUUUACGUGUCAGAGAGGAGAAAGAAAACCAAGAACUGGCUAUUACUAAUAAAGCAGAAUCUCUCCCCAGUUUUCCGAGUGGUCCUUACGCCUAUGAAGAAAAUGCCUUUGUGUCAAGUCUUCAAGAUGAGCAGAUUGACAACUUAAAGCAGCAGCUGGGCAUUGUUGUCCAAGGCCAAGGAAUUGCAAGACCUAUAGUAGAGUUUGAACACUGUGGCUUUCCUGAUGUUCUGAACUCCAAUUUAAAAAACUCUGGCUAUGAAGUUCCAACUCCGGUUCAGAUGCAAAUGAUUCCAGUUGGAUUGCUGGGCCGGGAUAUUGUGGCAACAGCCGACACGGGCUCAGGAAAAACGGCUGCAUUUUUGCUUCCUGUUAUAAUUAAAGCCAUGGGAGAGGUAGAAGCACCAUCUGCUCUUAUUCUGACGCCAACCAGAGAAUUAGCUAUCCAGAUCGAGAAACAGGCAAAAGAGCUUAUGGUUGGGCUACCAAACAUGAGAACAGUCCUUCUAGUUGGAGGAUUGCCUUUACCUCCUCAACUUCAUCGCCUGAAACAGAAUGUUAAGGUUAUAAUAGCAACUCCCGGAAGGCUCCUAGAAAUUCUAAAGCAAAGUUCUGUUGAACUCCAUAAUAUCAAAAUAGUUGUAGUGGAUGAGGCUGACACUAUGUUGAAGAUGGGAUUCCAGCAGCAAGUGCUAGAUAUUUUGGAGAACAUCCCCAGAGACCAUCAAUCAAUUUUAGUGUCAGCCACAAUGCCUUUUGGUAUUGAGCAGUUGGCAAAUCGGCUCCUCCAAGACCCUGUGAAAAUAACCAUUGGGGAGAAAAACCAGCCAUGUUCCAAUGUCCGCCAGAUUAUUCUGUGGGUGGAGGAACCUUCGAAAAAGAAGAAACUGUUUGAAAUUUUAAAUGAUAAGAAACUUUUCAAGCCACCAAUACUGGUAUUUGUGGAGUGUAAACUGGGUGCAGAUCUUCUGAGUGAUGCUGUUCAUAAAAUCACAGGCUUAGAAACAAUAUCCAUGCAUGCUGAUAAAUCACAGACAGAAAGAACAACCAUAUUACAGGGUCUAUUCCAAGAAAAGUAUGAAGUUGUCGUAAGCACAGGAAUCCUUGGACGUGGACUUGACCUUGUCAACGUUAAGCUGGUGGUAAAUUUUGACAUGCCAUCUAGUAUGGAUGAAUAUGUACACCAGGUUGGAAGAGCAGGUCGGCUCGGUCACAGCGGAACGGCCAUUACCUUUAUUAACAACAACAGCAAGAAACUGUUCUGGGAUGUUGUGAAGCGAGUGAAACCCACGGGCACCAUCCUCCCUCCUCAGUUAUUAAACUCUCCGUAUCUUCAUGACCAAAAGAGGAAAGAACAGCAGAGGAGUAAAGAGUCUCAGAAGGGACUUGUGACUGGCGACAACCUUAUGGACAUUAUCCGAAAACACGACAAAAGCACGUUUCAGAAGCAAUGAGCUGUACUGUUUUUGUAAAUAUUACAUUUGUAAAUGGAAAGUCUUUUUCAAUUUGUACUUCAUAAUUCUUUGGCCAUAAUCCAAUUAAAAACAAUCCCUUUGAAA
This is a messenger RNA of Anolis sagrei ordinatus, 2136 nucleotides long. RefSeq names its product DEAD-box helicase 59 (gene DDX59). The record is from RefSeq and is a predicted model, not a curated record. Lineage: Eukaryota; Metazoa; Chordata; Lepidosauria; Squamata; Anolidae. Gene Ontology annotation, molecular function: RNA helicase activity; nucleic acid binding; ATP binding.